AACCGGGCCAGAUCUUGAUCCACACCGCCCAAUCUAAUGAACAAACUUUACCAUCCAUCUCCGUAAGCGUGAAAUUCUAGGGUUUAGACAGAAACAAUGGCGAUGAUGCAAUUCUGCAACGGAGCAGCGAAAAGAUUCUUACUUUCUGCCGACAAAACGGCCGCCGCCACAUUCACGUCACUAUCUUCAUCGAUUUCGUCGGCGGCGGCGUUGGGCUCGCCGGAAGUGUGCGGAAGAGGCGACAAGAAAACAAAGAGCGGAAAGAGAUUCAAAGGGUCGUAUGGGAACUCAAGGCCCAAGAAGGAGAAAAAAAUUGAGAGAAUUAAAGAUAAGGUUGAGGUUCCCAGGUCCACUCCCUGGCCACUUCCUUUUAAACUCAUUUGAAUUUCAAAAUGUUUAUCGAAUUUUGUUGUAUUGUUAUUUCUGUUGGUUUUUGAUAAUGGUGUUUCGUGUUAUGUGAUCGGGAUAUUGUACAUUUCACUUGAAUGUUUCGAAAAUAAUAACUUCUGUUCAGCUUCGUAUCA
Messenger RNA from Daucus carota subsp. sativus, 524 nucleotides. RefSeq names its product small ribosomal subunit protein bTHXm. Gene Ontology annotation, cellular component: plastid; ribosome. NCBI's taxonomy places the organism in Eukaryota, Viridiplantae, Streptophyta, Magnoliopsida, Apiales, Apiaceae. Bases 97 to 384 code for a protein of 95 amino acids. The transcript has a single exon. The record is from RefSeq and is a predicted model, not a curated record. Gene Ontology annotation, biological process: plastid translation.